This is a messenger RNA of Saitoella complicata NRRL Y-17804, 525 nucleotides long. RefSeq lists its product as uncharacterized. The transcript has 3 exons. NCBI's taxonomy places the organism in Eukaryota, Fungi, Ascomycota, Saitoellomycetes, Saitoellales, Saitoellaceae. Bases 46 to 390 code for a protein of 114 amino acids. The record is from RefSeq and is a predicted model, not a curated record.
CCUCGACGCAUCUACCUUUACAGGCUGAUACUGGAUUCGCUGGUCAUGACUCGGCUACCCCUUCUCUUCGUCGUAAUCGCUACGAUUAUUGCAACAGCCUCCGCACAAUUCGGCAACAUUUUCGACCAAUUCUUCGGUCACCACGGUCAACAACAGCAACAACAGCAGCAAGCUCACGGCGGAGUCGAAUGGUACAAACGUCAACACGAAGCUGGCAACUGCCCGUUAGAUAAAUACGUAUGUCCGGAUACGAUGGCAUGUGUGGACGCGCCGAAGGAUUGUCCGUGUCGUUUUGCGGGGGAGACGAAGUGUGUUACAGGGAAGGGGAGUUAUGUGUGUUUGAUGGGAGGAGGUGGGGUGGAUGUUUGUAAGGAGGUUCAGGAGGAGUGAAUCAAUUGGAACGGGAUAGACACGAUAUAUCUGCAAGAACGAUUCAUUGACUAUACUAGUUGACGGUUCACAAGAAUACUGAAGACAGGAGGAAAGCACUGUACACUUCAUCGAUGUUAGCUCUCAUCCUCACAA